Pantherophis guttatus is the source of this 5150-nucleotide messenger RNA. NCBI's taxonomy places the organism in Eukaryota, Metazoa, Chordata, Lepidosauria, Squamata, Colubridae. The record is from RefSeq and is a predicted model, not a curated record.
AUUAGCUUUUUUUUGCUGCUGCAAUACAUUGCUGGCUCAUAUCUAAAUGAUUGCCCAGUAUGACUUAAAGGUCCCUCUGAUUCUUGAUGAACGUAUCUUUUCUUUUAUAUACACUGAGAGCAUAUGCACCUAGACAAAUUCCUUGUGUGUCCAAUCACACUUGGCCAAUAAAAAAUUCUGUUCUGUUCUGUUCUGUUCCUGCUUGAGUCAGGUUCUACCUGUUCUGUAGCAGUACGUUUGGUUUUUCCUGCAUAAGUGUAAAACCUUAUUUUUUUUCAUCCAUCGAAUUUCAUUUUGUUAGGUAGGGCCCAGUGUUCAAAUCUAUCGAGAUUCUCUAUCUUGAGCCUAUCUUCUGAGGUAUUGGCUAUUCCUGCCAACUUGGUGUCAUUUGCAAAUUUGAUGCAUUCCCGUUCGAUUCCCUCAUCUAAGGCAUUUAUGAAGAUAUUAAAGAGUACUAAAACAGGACCUUGGGAUACCCACUGCUUACUUCCCUCCAUAUAGAUAUAGUCCCAUUAAGGAAUACACUUUGAGGGUGGUUUGUCAGCCAGUUAAGAAUCCAUCUGUGUGGAUGGAUGUACCUAUCCCACAUUUUUCUAAUUUACCAAGAAGUAAGUUAUAGUCUACUUUGUCAACUGCGUUACUGAAAUCCAAUUAUACUACGUAUUGCAUUGGUCCACUAAUUUAGUCACUUUGUGUAAGAAUGAAAUAACAUUUGUUUGGAAUGAUCUCUUUUUGACAAACCCAUAUUGACUUCUGGUUAUAUACAGUAUUUGCUUGCUUCUAGGUGUUUGCAGAUCUCUUGUUUCAUUAUCUUUUCCAGGAUCUUCCCAGGUAGUGAUGUCAGGCUAAUUGGCCUGUAGUUUUAUGAUCCUUUUUUGAAGAUGGGAACUACCAUAUUUUUCGGAGUAUAAGAUGCACCUUUUCCCCCCCUAACUACAUCAGCUCUUUUCCAGUCCACCGGUAGUUCCUUGGUGUGUGAAGAUCUUUGAAAUCUAUGGUUCAAUGGUUCUUAGAUCACGUCUGCUGGCUCCUUCAGAACUUUGGGAUGUAAUCAAUGUAGUCCUGGUGGUUAGAACUUGUCCAGAAUGGACAGAUGUUUUCCUAUCAUUUUCUUGCCUGUUUUAAUUUGUAUUCCUAGUCUGCCUUUUACAGUUCUGUUUUUGGUAGGUUUGGCUAUUUUUUCUUUUUGUCUGAAGAUAGAUGCAGAUAAUGAAUUAAGUAGCUCUGCUGUGUCUCUACUGCCCGUCACUUCCUUGCCAUUGUCUCCCAUUAAUGGGCUGAGACUUCAAGUUACUAUGGCACAGUAGAAGCAGACGUGCACCUAGUCCACAAAAUUUGUGGUAAUCCUAGCAGUUGUUCAGUGACCGCACGUCAGCAGUGACUGUGAUUUUGAAAGUGCAGGAAAAGAAAUCACAGCAAUUCGGGUUCUGUCAAUAGUUUCACAUUCAUGAUGGCUGCAGCAUCCCACACUCACGAUCCCAAUUUGUAGCCUUCCCAGAUAGCUUCUGACCAGCAAAAUCAGUGGAUAUACUGGCAGGAAUUUGCAAGUCACGAUCAUAUGAAAUUGCCUUUAACAACCCACAGUAAUUUGCUUAACAACUACAGAGAAACAGAUGUAAGUUGGCACUGUCAUGUGACAUCAUGCUUAAUGAUUAGUGAUGCUCAGUUCCAAUUGUGGUAGGUUAAGUGAAGACUACUUGAAUUGGAAUUUCACCAGAGGGGUUGUAGACAGUAUUUUCUGCUCUUAUUUGCAGCUGAGGACUUCCAUGAGCAAAAGUGGUGCUUCAAAGCUUGCAGAGGCUUUCGGCAUCAUUUCAUCAGCUAAAGCCCCCACAUCUCUAAAUUUAGCUCCAAAGACAAAGAGGAUGGCAAUAAAAUCACUCUAGACAACUGUAAAUAACAAGCAAAGUUGAAAAGGGAAGAAAAUCAAGCCAGAAAUCAAAAUAUGUUCCGUUUCCUUCAGAAAAUCAUACAAUGAUGCUCUUCCUCCAGCAGCUGUUAGACAAAAGAGAGAAAAUCAAAAAAGAAUAAGCAGAUUAUGCAGAACUGAAGGAUACAUUACAUGAAAAGUGAAGAGAGAUUAUUUAUCAUUCAGAAAAAGAGGGAAAUAUCUGGAAGUCCGUGAGGAGGAAACUGUCAAUAGUAAAGUCACGUAGAACAGACAGGAAUACAGGCUUCUCCCUGUGAAGAAGAAAACGGCUUGAAUGAUAGCACCACUAAAGAAGGCAUUGUCCAUAUUUGUUUACCUCCUCAAGAAUACUGGCUGUAGAAAAGCUCCAUAGAUUUGCCUAUUGUGGGAAAAGCACAGAUUGCAAAUGUCCUGAUUAUGGGAAAGUCACAAUUCCUGCCUAGGAUUAAACCAGAAGAUUCACAUAGGAGAGAAAUGCUUUGAAUGUUCUGAUUGUUGGGAAACUUUCAGUUAUAAUUCCAACUUGGUGAUAGACCAGAGGAAUCAUAAAGGAGAAAAACCCGUUCAAUGGCCGGAUUGUGGGAGAAGUUUCAGUCAUAAUUCCUGCCUUACUCCAUGGAGAAACCUUAUGAGUGUCAAGAUUGUGGGAAAGGUUUCAUUAGAAAUUCCAACCUCCUGAGACACAGGAUCAUGCACACAGAAGAGAAACACUUUGAAUGUCCUGACUGUGGGAAAAGCUUUAGUAAUAAUUCCAAUCUGGUGACACACCAGAGGACUCACACAGGAGAGAAACCCUUUGAAUGUCUUGACUGUGGGAAACGUUACAGUCAGAAAUCUCACCUGGUAAUACACCAGAGGACUCACACAGAAGAGAAACACUUUGAAUGUCCUGACUGUGGGAAAAGCUUUAGUAAUAAUUCCAAUCUGCUGACACACCAGAGGAUUCACACAGGAGAGAAACCCUUUGAAUGUCUUGACUGUGGGAAACGUUACAAUCAGAAAUCUCACCUGGUAAUACACCAGAGGACUCACACAGGAGAGAAACCCUUUGAAUGUCCUAUCUGUGGGAAAAGCUUUAGUAAUAAUUCCAAUCUGGUGACACACCAGAGGACUCACACAGGAGAGAAACCCUUUGAAUGUCCUGACUGUGGGAAACGUUACAGUCAAAAUUCCCACCUGGUAGCACACCAGAGAACUCACACAGGAGAGAAACCCUUUGAAUGUCCUAUCUGUGGGAAAAGCUUUAGUAAUAAUUCCAAUCUGGUGACACACCAGAGGACUCACACAGGAGAGAAACCCUUUGAAUGUCCUAUCUGUGGGAAACGUUACAGUCAGAAUAUCCAAAUGCUAUUACACCAGUGGACUCACACAGAAGAGAAACCUUUUGAAUGCCCUCUCUGUGGGAAAAGCUAUUGUGAUAAUUACAAACUUCUGAGACACCAGAGGACUCACACAGGAGAGAAACCCUUUGAAUGUCCUGACUGUGGGAAACGUUACAGUCAAAAUUCCCACCUGGUAGCCCACCAGAGAACUCACACAGGAGAGAAACCCUUUGAAUGUCCUAUCUGUGGGAAAAGCUUUAGUAAUAAUUCCAAUCUGGUGACACACCAGAGGACUCACACAGGAGAGAAACCCUUUGAAUGUCCUAUCUGUGGGAAACGUUACAGUCAGAAUAUCCAGAUGCUAUUACACCAGUGGACUCACACAGAAGAGAAACCUUUUGAAUGCCCUCUCUGUGGGAAAAGCUAUUGUGAUAAUUACAAUCUUCUGAGACACCAGAGGAGUCACACAGGAGAGAAACCCUAUGAAUGUCCUGAUUGUGGGAGAUGUUUCAGUCUCAAUUACACGUUGGUGAUACACCAGAAGACUCACACAGAAGAUAAAGCCUUUGUAUGUCCUAUCUGUAGGAAACGUUUUUGUUAUAAUUCCAGUCUUGUGAGACACCAGAGGACUCACACCAUGAAGAAAUCUUUGAAAUGACUAGUCUCUAGACAUUACUUCAAGCAUAAAUCAUCCCUUAUUGCACACAAGGUAAUCUAUAUGAGAAAUAGUAGAUGAGUUUAGAGAAUGCUGGAAUUUCAUUUGUGAUCUCCCAUUGAAAGUUUAGAUGAGAAAUUGAUUGUUUGAAUUUUGGCCUGAUUCAUUUUGCUCAAACAUUUUUCAGGAUUAAAUACGUAAGUGGAGAGAAAAGGAAAAUGGAAAAUGGUUAACUAGUUUCUGGUUAUUAGCAGAAGCUUCUGGAUAUUUCCUUUUCCAGAAGUAGUUGAAUUCCUCAAAAAGGAUUUUUGGGUGGAGCUUUUGUAUUUUGAUUCUGGAAUUCCCACAUGUGUAGUUUCAAUCUUCUACCUUGGUUUCCACCCAGAUUCUGAGCCCCAGAAUUCCGCAGUCGGCAUAAAAGUAGUCCUCAAGAUAUGACUAUUAUGGACCUUGAAUUAUGGGUGCAUGUUGCAAUGGCUGUUAAGCGAAAUUGCUUUCCUUAACUACCCAAAUCCCUCUGCUCUCCCUGAGGCAGCCAUUAAUCAAAUAUGUGAGUCGCUAUGGUGAACACUGUCUACUCAGAGCUGGGGAAAACUCUUGGAGAUCUAGUGCAUGGCCAGGCUUGCGUGCCAUAGGCAUCUCUAGGCCCCCUCUCCCUCCAAGACAUCCUUGUACUCUGUAUCCUAACCCUUGUGUCCCUGGGCCCUUCACUCCCUCCCAGCGUCCCCUUACACCUGACUCCCACCCCACCCAACCUCACACCCUCCUCCUUCUUACCUUUUGAAUAUCUCUGAACCUCAUGGUGGGGACAGAGGGAAGGACAUGCAUCCUUGGGCCUCAUGAUUUUGUCCUGGAAGUAGCCACCAUUUUCAGUGGACCCUGGAUUCAUCCCUGCUGUGAACUGUGGUAAUGGUGCAACAUGCCACACUACAUCCUGCCCCAAACGGCAGCUUGCAUGGGCUGCACGACAAGCUAUGUAGUAUAUUGCCACUCGCGGCCGCAGAAGACGUCAGAUGGCUGUGCAACAAGUGUCGGGGUGUGCUUGCCCUAGCUGCGAUGGUCCUAAAGUAAUCGGCUAAGAAAUCCUCCAAAACUAAGAAGUGGUGCUCAUUUUGAGCCCCAAAAGAAAAUAAAACUAGGUCUUAUUUUCAGGGAGACGGGUAUGUAUAUGCAAUUCUAUGAACUCACGAUUGACCCAAGUCAACAAAUAAAUUUCAUAACUGAAUGGCUGUCAGGUUCCGAAAUAAAAGACUGCAAAUCUUGA